This is a messenger RNA of Scatophagus argus, 2645 nucleotides long. RefSeq names its product ankyrin repeat domain 2 (stretch responsive muscle) (gene ankrd2). Gene Ontology annotation, biological process: regulation of transcription by RNA polymerase II. NCBI's taxonomy places the organism in Eukaryota, Metazoa, Chordata, Actinopteri, Scatophagidae. The transcript is spliced from 7 exons. The coding region runs from base 708 to 1661 and encodes 317 amino acids. The record is from RefSeq and is a predicted model, not a curated record. Gene Ontology annotation, molecular function: RNA polymerase II-specific DNA-binding transcription factor binding. Gene Ontology annotation, cellular component: nucleus.
GUAAAUAAGUGAGUGCGUGAUCAGCUGUGCAUUCAAAAACAAUCUGCAUGAACGUGUCAGGCAUAAAGGGGAAGUGUCCAGAAAACACAUGAUAAAAGAAACAUCAGACAACACCUGAAAGGUUUGACGUGCUACAAGAAGAAUCUUUAUAUAUAAAAAUCUCUCUUUUAAUGGAAAAAGUAUCAAAGCUGAGGAUGGACAGUAACUCAUUGUUGGUGUGUUAUUUACAAGGUAUCAUUUGACAGUAAUGAAAGCUUAAUAAACUACAUAAUCCCCCAAAACAGUGUGUUUAUGAGGGUUGUGUUCCUGUGAAAGAGAAGUGCACUGUGUUGCAGUGUGUGCAGAGUGAGUAAAGCCAGGAGCUUGUGGAAUGAAUGUGCCCUCAGUACUUGUAUAUGAAUGUAUGUGUCAGUGUGUGUGUGUGUGUGUGUGUGCGCAUGACAGAGGUGAAAAGAGGUAGAGGGGAAGUGAGAGGGAGAGUGUAGAUUUGGCAAACACACCAAAGAGCGCGCGCGCACACAUACACCUGUUUAUUGGGGUAAUACAUGUCCCACAGUGAACCCAACAUUCCAGCCGAAGAGCCACUGGGCUAACAGCACUUCUGUGUAAAGUGACUCGCAGUGAACCAAGUUAUCUGCCACCUUUUGUUUAGUAUCUGACUAUAAAUCGUGAAUUCCUGUUUUUCUUUUUGUAUCUUUGCAUACUUAAUGUCAACAGAGAUGGGAGAGGUUGUGCAGUGGGCAGCCAACGUGAAGGACCAUAAAACAGGAACAGAAAAGAAAGCUCAGGCAGAGGACAGAGUGAGGAUGAUCUCCUCAGAUCUGCACUGUGAGAUUUGGGAUCUGAGCAGAGGAGAGAAUAUCACAGAACUGAGCAAAAGGAAAACGAAGACCAAGAAAACAUACUUACUCGGGGUGUCUGUGGAAAUCCCUGUGGUGAGCUACAAUUCUAGGAAACUUUUUUCUUUACAUGAGCAACAUAGACAGAAAACUUUCUUGUUCCAAUGCGUUUCUAUGUGUGUGUUUCGGUGUGGACAGAUGCGGCCUGAGGAUACUGAAUUCAUGAAUGCAGCCAGUCAAGGCAAACUGAAUGUAAUAGACAAGUUUCUUGCUGAUGGUGGGCACCCUGAUGUCCAUGAUGAGUUGAAGAGGACGGCGCUACACUGCGCCUCUCUGGAAGGACACACUGCAGUUGUCCAGUUGCUUUUAGGAAAAGGAGCCGAUAUCAACUUUAAAGAUCAACUGGGCUCCAGAGCCAUACACUGGGCCUGCAGAGGGGGAAGCCUGGAAGUCAUCAAAGCCCUGAAGAGCCACGGAGCUGACCUGAACGUUAGAGAUAAGUUGUACAGCACUCCUCUGCAUGUGGCCACAAGAACAGGCCACACUGCCAUUGUGGAGUACCUAUUGUCCUGUGACACCAAAAUCAACUCCAGGGACAGGGAAGGAGACACAGCCCUGCAUGAUGCCGUGCGUCUCAACAGAUACAAGAUAGUGAAGCUGCUCAUAGUUGCAGGGGCUGACACAAAAAUAAAAAAUAAUGAGGGAGUCACACCGGUGCAGCAGGUAAAACAUUGGCAGUUCGACAUCAUGGAGACCCUUGAGAGACUGGAGAAGCUGAGAGAGGUGCAGUCUGACACCACUUUGAGAGAGAGGAGUGAAUAGGGGGGAAAAAAACGUCAAAUUUGAGUAUAUGCAUUAUAGUCUAUGUGCUCAGCAACAAAAUCUACAUUUCCAGGACAUGGCUGUUAAACCUCUGAGAUUAGUCUGAACUAUGACAUUAGAAAAUGUCAGCUUGCAUGUGACAGAUUGGAAAUGAUCUGCUUAUCUCAAGAAGGAGACAAAAACAUUUGGACCAGAAAACAAAGCUGAAUUUCUCAAAGCUUUUGCUAUAAGCUUUAGCUUUUGAUAUUCCCCUCCAAAGUGCUUUAUGAUCUCAGGAGCACUCUUAAAGAUGUUUCACGUGCCUUUUGAAGUUGAAUAAUAUUAAUAGAUGGUGCUGCACGGGAGCUUUGGACAUCAAGAGGUCCUUGUUUUUUUUAAGGCAAUGGACAAGGCCAGAUCACACAGUAGCACUGUGCAUGAGAGGUCAGCUGAUGACAGCAGAGAUGUCUGGUAUGCUCCCGCUAAAGUCAGGGCUUCAAGGGGAGCUCAGUGGACAUAUUUUCCUUCUACCAUCAGUGGCUCAAAUGUUCCUGAGGGUGGAUGUCCAUUUACCCCCUGCUCACAAUGUAGUAGUUCAUGUACAGUUAGUCCCCAUACAUACAGCCAUUCAUUUUGUAUUCACCGAAUAUCAUGCUACUGUUUUAUUUAUCAUGUUGUGAAUGUAAAAUGCUGUUUUGAAAAGCAUGCACGUGUUCACUGUAGACAAUUCAUCAGUUACACUAUCAGUCACACACAAUAUUUCCUGUUUCAAGAAAGGCAGGGUAACUGACAGGGUAACUGGGCUCUUCUGUGGACACAAAUGUGUACGAAGUUACACACAGUACAAAAAGAUGUUGUCAUUUAUUUUGUAAACCCUGACCUAAACAGAUAUUUCAUAAUGCUGUUACUAUAGACAAAAGUAUUGGGACAGCUGACCAUCACACCAACAGGGACUUUAAUGAUGUCACAUUCUAAAUACACAGACAGCCUUGCAGCUAUAACAGU